AUGGAAUCCGUGCGUCAAAAAGUGCGCCCAAAGCACCAAGUGCUCAUCCUCAAAUGCUUUCCACGCUAUCAAAAAGGCGUCCUCGAUGUGAAACCAAAUGGAAGUGAACUUUCCUACCUACUGUACUACGCUAGUACGCGUCGAAGCAAACUGCAAAAAGUGGGCGCUUUCUUGGAGAAGAAGGCUGCGCGGGACGUGUCAAGGAGACGAAUUGGGAAUGUCCAAGUGAUUCUUCAAAUCCUUUCGGCUCUCGUAGAGAAGCUACCCCGUGAAUUACCGCUCUAUGGACAUUCGGUAUUGAAUGUUCUUGAAAUAGUUCUCCGGUCUCAUGACAUUGCGAUGGUAGAAGAAACCCUACAAACAUUCGAGACAUUUUGCAGUCACCAAGAUCUCGCAGUUCUAGCUGCCGAACAACGGUAUGCAACGCAGCUUGAAGGCUAUAAAGAGUAUGUCAGCUCGGAAGGUCUCAACGCCGAUGGCGGAAAGCAGCUUGCCUGUAUCGUGCCAGUCAUCUUGGAGAAUGUGUAUGACGGCGGUGAAGAGCUUUUGGAUUCAUUACACCGAACAGCACAGAACAAUGAAAAAUCUGUUCCUGAGCAGAUUAGACGUCGCCGUGCAAGUACAGUGACCGUGCAGACUGUGGAUACUACAGACGGAAACGUAGCCGAAGCUUCCGGCACUACAGCUGAUGCAGACAAAGCAGCGGAGUUGGAGGUUCGACUCCUUGCGAUCAAAUGCUUAGAACAGAUAUUCGUUGUUAGCAGCAAUCGUCCACAGAUACGAACAGCAGCAGGCCUAGUGUUAAACUUCAUUGUGGAUAAGGAUGGAGACCACAAGUCUGAGACAGCGCCACAAGACUAUGGCAAAUGGGCCAAUUCCUUGAUGGACAUUAUCACGAAAUGGUGUCCCGUUCAAGAUCGGUUCAUCGUUCUUUUCACGGCUGUUGAAAUAUUACGAGGAAUAUCUGCUGACGGCCAGCCUGUUGAUCAACAGAUAGUUAUGGCUUCAUUGAUUGACUCACUGUUGAAAUCGCCGGUGAAUAUGAUUGGGUUGAGUGUGAUUGAUGUUUUGGUGGGAUUCGUCCAGCACAUACUACGUUUGCUCCAAGCUCCUUCGCCAUCGAGUCAGCCUAGCCAAGGCGAUUCAGCGAUACGCAGAGAUUCUAACACAAACGAUACGACUCAGCAAGAGACUACUAUUACUGGUGAACAUGUGAAGCUGGUCUCACUGCUAAAGCAAUGUAUUGCUGACCUCGCCACGCAUAACUACUAUGCCGAUCAGAUUUCUGAUAUGGUUCUUACCCUUUUGAGGCGUAUUCGCCCGCUAGCCCCUCCAGAUAUCACAGCAGGCACAUUGUCAAAGAUAAUUAGUGAGCCCAACGCAUCAACGAACAAUAUAUCCAUCUUGACUGGCGAACGACAGGCAGAGAAUUAUUUCUAUUCAACAGUUUCACGGAUAGUGGCCCUUGAGGCCGUCAAAGAUAUUCUUGGGGUCGCCAACCAGAGGAAAACCACAACAGGCCCAGAAAUUGAGUCGCGAAACAGAGUUGGUCUGCAGGUAUGGGAAGGAACGCAUUGGCUUCUGCGUGAAUCCGAUCGUCAUGUGCGUAACGCAUACGCCGAUGCAUUUAUAUCUUGGCUUGAACUCGAGACCACCAAGAUCGAUCUCAAGGUUGUAGACUCGAACAACAGACUUUCCCGGGCUCAAUCCAAACGUGAACAUGAAGGUUAUAAACGGAAUACAUCCUCGGCAGCAGUUGAUAAGACAUACACUCAUGCGUCUUCUGUUUUCCUUCAGCUUUUGCAUCUGUCGCUCUACGAGACGGCUGUCGAAUAUGCAGAUAACCAGGAAGACAUAUUGGUGGCUUAUAUAGUGCUCGUUCAAAUGGUCGAGAAAUUAGGUGUCAAUGCUGUGCGUUUUGGACUUCCUAUGGUCUUGAAACUGCAGAGUGAAUCGUUCGCUACAGUUACAUCUCAGGUCCAUAUUGGAAGUUUAGUUUAUGGCUACUUGGCCGCACUGACUGAAAGAUUUACUUUCAGCUCUUCCAGGCUCGGUUCUGCAAUAUCCGCUGAGAUAUCUAGACGACAGAAGAACAAUGCAUGGCUUGAGAUGGUUCAGUAUCCGCCUCUUCCUAUGAAUCAAAUUCCAUCAUCGGCCACCGGAAGCCUCAGCAGGCCGGAUCUCCAAGAGCCUUUGCGACCGUUUACUGCUGUGGAAGACCUCGUUAAGCACAUUGAGGAAGCUUACAAUGCAGCUCUUGCCGCUCCUCAAAGUCCUCCUGGCUCACCCGGGAAGCAUGUUGCCUCUCAAAGUACUGGAUACGGGUAUUUUAACAGUGCUCAGACUCCAGCAACUCUACCCGUCGAUGUCAAAGAAGACAUGCUUUCUACCUGGUCCAAAGAAGCCUCUAUAGCAGUCCUGGAGCAGGAGAAGGCGCGGGCCUCAUCUGUGGCCGGAUCAAGAAACGGUACCUCUGCAAGGCGAAGUUAUGUGAGUCAUUAUCCGAACGGCUAUAUUUCCAAUGAUGGGGGUUCGCCUACUAGUCUCAACCGAAACAAUCAGAACACCACAGGGCCGGUACCAGGCAGCUCGUCGAGUUCUCAGGGCUAUCGUUACUCCGGUAAUCAGGCAGCAGAUGGUGCUUCUGGAAUAUCAAGCAGAGACUCGACUAUCCGAGUUAACGACCUGAAGAGAAUGCUGACAGUGACCGGAAACUCCAACGUCCGUCGCUCCAGUCCGCUACGAGGUCGUCUAGACGCAAGCAACAGCAGCGUCCUCACUUCAAGUAGUGAAAGCUUUCUUAGCGGAACAUUUUCCGCGUCGGAUUUUGACCUAGAAAGCAGACCGCAAUCCGUCCGUGAGGGCUCUGAGACACCCAAAGCUGCUUCUGCUCCAAUCACGAGUUCAUACUCAUCGACAAACGUUAGCAACUACGACAAUAAUAGCAUUCCGCCAGUACCACCUCUCCCUUCAGGACUCGUCAUUCCCGGUGGGUUCCCCGAUACCAGCUCAACCGACUUAUCUCGACAAAGCUCAUCACGCUCCGACGGCCGGUCCUCUGUCAUAUCACCUGGUCAAAUAAAACCCGGCGGCUCCAUCAAGGGGAAAAGUAACGGAUCAACAGUCAAUCGAUCACUAAGCGGUAAACGAACUCGGUCAACCACCAGUCUCCACAAAGCCGCUAGCCUGAGGCAACAGCAGCAAGAAGGAUCCGCUGGCGCGGGCACAGAGAACAGCAGCGUCAGAUUGGAUAUCGAGAAACUGCUCGAUGGUGUUCUGCCGCGCGAUAACAGUACCACCACCACGACUUUGAGCUUUGUUGAUCAGAAUGGAGGCACUCGGAGGACAAGUGGUGGUAUUGGACGACCUCCAUACUGAUCAAUCGUUCUAUAAUAUUCUUUGAUUUUUUUUUUGAGUCCCCCUUUUAAGCUUUUUCUUUGUAAUCAUCCCUUGCCUAUCGCAUCGUGCAUAUACAUAGCAGCAUCCUUUUAUUGGCCUUCACUCUUUUUGACUUCUCCUUCUUACACUUAUCGAUAUUUAUUAUAUUUAUGUCAAUAUUGAUUACUACUCAACUUCCAUCUUGGAACAUGAAAUCUUCUUAUUAAUGAUAUGUCAGACCAUCAGUCAGUCAGGA
Molecule: messenger RNA, 3634 nt
Organism: Talaromyces stipitatus ATCC 10500
Lineage: Eukaryota; Fungi; Ascomycota; Eurotiomycetes; Eurotiales; Trichocomaceae
Exons: 3
Coding region: 1-3378 (1125 amino acids)
Biological process (GO): protein localization to plasma membrane
Cellular component (GO): plasma membrane
Source: RefSeq, a predicted model, not a curated record